AGUUUGACAGACAAAACCACACUUAUUGAUAAAAUAAUUUUCAUGCUUAAUUUGUGAAAUUGUGUAUUCAAGCAUUUUGUUAAAUUAAUUUAAAUUCAACAAUGAAAGAAGAUUACUUGAGUCAACCACUUAAUAUUAAGUCCGGGGAAAAAAGUUCUACGGAUCAAUAUGUUCGUCAACAGUCAUCAGUUGCAUCUUUCUCACCGUAUCUCAACUACGAUCCACGUGUAUUUUCACAACAAACCCAGCCUGAAUUUAUUUUCCCGGAAGGUGCGGGAAAACAACAGCGCGGACGCUUUGAGUUAGCGUUUUCACAAAUUGGUUCUGCAGUCAUGAUUGGAGCUGGUUUAGGAGGCAUGGUUGGACUAUAUAAUGGUAUUGCGGCAACUAGUAUGGCAAAUCAGUCCGGUAAAUUAAGACGUACACAGCUCCUAAACCAUAUUAUGAAACAAGGUUCAGCAACUGGAAAUUCAUUGGGUUCAAUUACUGUUAUAUAUUCUGUGUUUGGAGUUCUUUUACAAUUUGUACGUGGAAAAGAUGAUGAAACAAAUACAGUGUUGGCUGGUACUUCAACUGGUCUUUUAUAUAAGUCCACAGCUGGUCUUAGGCGUUGUGCUGUUGGAGGAGCCAUGGGAUUGACAAUUUCUGGGCUUUUUUGUGCAUAUUCAAUAAUGACAUCAAAUGGAAAGAAUAAACAGUUCUUAUAAAAUCUAAACCUCAUAAGAUUUUAUUGCAAAUUCAGGAUGGUGAAAUGUAGUAAAAACGAAAAAUCUUGUUCAAUUUAUUUCAAAUUAAAGUUUCAUUUUAGCGAAUAAAAAUGAUAUAUAGUAUAAUUAUUCUCUUAACCUAUUUGUACUUCGUGCUUGCACUAUGUUUAUGAAAAAAACGGAACACCAUAGAAUAAAUGUUCCAAUAGAUGAUAGAAUUCCUAAAUUCAAACACCACGAUGUAUCAAUACGAUCGAUUCUUCGUCUAUCGAAGCUAACAUCGGAAAAUAAAAAGUCCCUGGUAAUAGAA
Messenger RNA from Contarinia nasturtii (swede midge), 1017 nucleotides. RefSeq names its product mitochondrial import inner membrane translocase subunit Tim23 (gene Tim23). Gene Ontology annotation, cellular component: mitochondrial inner membrane; TIM23 mitochondrial import inner membrane translocase complex. Lineage: Eukaryota; Metazoa; Arthropoda; Insecta; Diptera; Cecidomyiidae. Gene Ontology annotation, biological process: protein import into mitochondrial matrix. The record is from RefSeq and is a predicted model, not a curated record. The coding region runs from base 102 to 707 and encodes 201 amino acids. Gene Ontology annotation, molecular function: transmembrane protein transporter activity. The transcript has 4 exons.